GAAAACGGGAAAGGAGUUAAGACCGGUUGGGAUUGGACGAUGGUUAGAAGCAAAUUCUCGCACUUUCCCCAAUUUCCAUCUUUCAUCUUUUUCCGUUACCUAACAAACCAUUCCUCCACCACCACCAUCACCACCGAUUCAUCAACUCCAAAACGUUUCUUUCUUAAUCUUCCUAACUAGGUAGGGUUUUCAUCGCUCUACAAUUUCUUUAUGUUUGCGUGUAAAAUACGAUCAUUCACCUUUCCUUGCUUCUACUGUUCAUUUUUUCACCACGCGCUUCAAUUCAACGCUUCCAGAUCCUCCUUUUCACUUUUUUAACCGAUCCGCAUUUUUUUUUUGCAAUUUGUGUUUCAUAAACCCUUCGCUGAUCAAAUUGUUGUUUCUUUGUUUGUUAAGGUGUUUUGGAUUUUGGUUCGAAGUUUCAGGAAUCAAGGAGUAAAUAAAUCAUUUGUGAUAUUUUAAGGACAUACAUUCUACACAAAAUAUCAUGGAGGAAACAAUGGCAGCAAGAUAUUGGUGUCACGCUUGUUCUCAAAUAGUCAGUCCUAUCAUGGGAAUGGAGAUGAAAUGUCCAGUUUGCCAAAGUGGAUUUAUUGAAGAAAUGAGCAGUGCAACUGGUAUCAAUGACUUGCAAAAUACACCAGAAAAUGAUUUUGGAUCGGAUCGUUCUCCCUCCCUUUGGGCACCAAUCUUGCUAGGCAUGAUGGGCAAUCCGCGGCUUCGUCGGAGAUUGAGACGGAUAGAGCUUGAAGAGGAUUAUGAUAGUGGGAAUCGCGAUGGUGAUAAUGGUAAUGGUGGUGUAGGACAUUAUGAUCGAGAGCUCGAGUCCAUCCUUCGAAGGAGGAGAAGAAGCUCUGCUACUAUUCAGCAAUUGCUCCAAGGCAUAAGAGCUGGACUGACAUCUGAGUCGCAUGAGAAUACGGAUAGGGAUGACCGUGUUAGGGAAAGAGAAAGAGAGCAUGUAAUAUUGAUUAAUCCUUUUAAUCAGACUAUUAUUGUUCAAGGCUCCUAUGAUUCAAACCGGGACCAAAGUGAUAAUCAUAACCCCAUUGGGUCUUUGGGUGACUAUUUUGUAGGGCCUGGUUUGGAUCUAUUGUUGCAACAUUUGUCUGAGAAUGACCCUAAUAGGUAUGGAACUCCACCUGCUCCAAAGGAAGCCGUUGAAGCUUUACCAACUGUGAAAAUCAAUGAGAAUAUGCAGUGUUCUGUCUGUUUGGAUGAUUUUGAAGUUGGUUCCGAUGCCAAAGAGAUGCCAUGUAAACAUAGGUUUCAUAGUGCUUGUAUCCUGCCCUGGCUGGAGCUUCAUAGUUCUUGUCCGGUUUGCAGAUCUCAAUUGCGAGUGGAUGAACCCAAGCAAAACUCUGAUGUGUCAAGGAAUAAUAGAAAUCAAAGGGAGAAUGAAAAUAUUGGACAUGCCAAUAAUGCUGAAAGGGAUAGUGAAGGGAGAAGUGCAAGUGGGGGUAGAAGAUUCUCAUUUCCAUGGCCUUUCAAUGGAUUAUUUUCAUCUUCAUCAUCAUCUAGUUCAAAUGCCAAUGGAAACAGUACUCACCCAGAAAGAAACUGAGUAUUCACGCAGAUCCGUUGUAUAUUUCAUGUGCUGCAUUGCUUUUGUACAGAGAAAACUACCGAUUAAAAGAUACAACGUUGACAUUAUCGGUUUUGAUUUUUUACACCACUUUGUUUUUGCUAAAUUUCGUGCACCAUUGCUAUAUUUCCUUCAACUUUUACCAACCAACGUGGUUUGUAUAUAUUUGAUGUUGGUUGUUUAUUUCAUGAAUUUGUACUACAUUGGUAAAUAUGUUUAUUUCUUAA
Molecule: messenger RNA, 1812 nt
Organism: Lathyrus oleraceus (garden pea)
Lineage: Eukaryota; Viridiplantae; Streptophyta; Magnoliopsida; Fabales; Fabaceae
Product: E3 ubiquitin-protein ligase SIRP1
Exons: 2
Coding region: 488-1564 (358 amino acids)
Biological process (GO): protein ubiquitination
Cellular component (GO): cytoplasm
Molecular function (GO): ubiquitin protein ligase activity
Source: RefSeq, a predicted model, not a curated record